GUGUGUGUGUCCAACUCCAUCGGCUCCUUCCCUUCCAACUCCUCACAUAGCGCUGCGUACUAAAAACACCGGACGCUAGGGGAUCAAGACGCACGCCACCCAGCCACUACUGGGCUCGUUGACAAACCUUACGGUGUUCUGCAACAAAGGGGGCUUUGGAAGGAGGACUUUUUUUUUUUCACUGUCUGAUGUGACUGUUUGCCUCGCCGGUUAUUGAGUCGAUUGUUUUGACCGCUGUUACUCGCCCUGUGCGCAUUUCCCCCCUUCCCCUUGUGCGCCUUUUCCCUCCUUCCUCGUUUGGAUCGGCCGUCUACCCCCACGCGCUCCCAUGUCCUAUCCUCAGGGUUACCUCUACCAGCCCCCGGGCUCUCUGGCUCUGUAUUCGUGUCCGGCUUAUGGGGCCUCGGCUCUGGCUGCUCCGCGGAAUGAAGAUCUGGCGAGGUCGUCAUCCGGAUCAGCAUUCAGCCCGUACCCCGGAUCGGCUGCUUUUUCCGCCUCGGCCAGCUCAGGCUUCUCCAGUCCGCUGUCAUAUUCCACGGACCCUGCCACGGGAUUCCCAUCAUACAUGAGCUCUCCGUAUGACGCACACACGACGGGCAUGGCCGGGGCGUUAAGUUAUCACCCCUACGGGAGUCCGGGGUACCCCUACCAGCUCAACGACCCGGCUUACCGAAAGAACGCCACUCGGGACGCCACAGCCACCCUGAAGGCCUGGCUGCAGGAGCACAGGAAGAACCCUUACCCGACCAAAGGGGAGAAGAUCAUGUUGGCCAUCAUUACCAAGAUGACCCUGACUCAGGUCUCCACUUGGUUCGCCAACGCCAGGAGGAGGCUCAAGAAGGAGAACAAGAUGACUUGGGCGCCCAGGAAUAAGAGCGAGGACGAGGAUGAUGAUGAUGGCGACGGAGAGAGGAAGGAUGUGGAGCGAACCGAAAAGAACUUGGAAAACAGCGAAGCUUCGGCCGAGGAUGAAGGUAUUAGUUUGCACGUGGACACUCUGACGGACCACUCGUGUUCUGCCGAGUCAGACGUGGAGAAGGUGGUGUGUCGGGUGGGAGAUUUGGGUUCUGAUCAGGCCCGGGACAAAUGCGAAGAUGACGUGGAGGAGCAGAACCACGCCUCCCGCUUUCAGCUCUCCCCCAAAUCAGUCACAACCUCGCCUCUGAUGGGAGUCGAAGCGCCAGUUUUCACCCAUCAGCACCAUCACCUUCAUCACCUCCAACAUCUCCAACGCGAGGAUUUAGCUCGGAGCCUCGGCAUGAGCAACACCAUCAAUGCCAAUAAGACCUGCCUUGAAAGCAGACCGCCCACUGGGGCUUCUCAGAACCCCAAACCAAAAUUGUGGUCACUGGCGGAGAUUGCUACCUCAGACGCAAAAGAGCAAUUGGGGCAACCAAACUGCCCCUCCUCGUUAUCCACCAGCGGGGGCCUUCUGACUCCCCCGACUCCCUCCACGACCUCCCCGUCUGCCACUUCACCCUCUCUAUACGCGACCCCCUCCCUCGUCGGAAGACCUAUUUAUUACACGUCGCCCUUUUAUAGCAAUUACACAAACUAUGGCAACUUUAGUCCACUGCAGGGCCAGAGCAUCCUGCGCUACUCCAACUCCGGGGUAAGUCUGGCUGCAGCAGCCGCCGCCGCAGCCGCUGCUGCCGCCGCAGCCAACGACGGUCUCGGCUCGCAUCAGGCUCCGGAGGCCGUCACGCAGCUGAAACAACUCAGGCCCGAUUCCCCGCUGCUUAAAAUAAACUUAAAUCAGACUGUUGGUGUUAGUGAGCAACAUCAAAAACAUUACAGACCUGCAAAUUUGGAGCCAAAGAAGGGCACGUAGAACUGAGAUGGGGCGCAUGUGAGGCAUCUUGAGAAUGUAAUUUAGAAAACGACAACAACACACACGCAGUGGUCGAAGACAGCUCGCUUGUUUCUAAACAAAGACCUUUUUUUCUGAACUCAUGUUUUCAUUGAUGAAAUCAAUGUUUGUUUGUUUUUUGCUCUAUCAUUUUCUUUUUAAAUAGCACGGCAUAUAAACAACUAUGCUUAUUUGAUUCGGCCGUAAAUUUGAGUGGACUGUAAGGAAAAACGUGUCUGUUUUGGCGGAUGGUUUGGUGAGGCUUCCCGUUGAGAUGUGCCAGUGUGCACAUGCCAGUGUGAAUCAAACCAAGAAGACAAUUCGAACCACGCCCAAAUGUGCUCGCUUGCAACAGGUGAGUCCGCUCAAACUUGGGUUAGAAAUGCACGACGGUGCAUUUCUAUAGUUCGGUUUAUUGCUGUCAUCGCGGGUGAGCCAACACAUGCCGAUAUGCAAAUGUAUUUACUCUACACCUACGUAAUCAGUGAGGAUGCACUGAUGAAAUUACAUGGUAUGAUUUGGAAAUGCAUUAUGGACUUACUAUACGGUGUCCUGUAGUUUUUGACUGGCACGCAGACCGUUUUUAUUUCCAUCUUCUACAGGUAGGUGUCACAAUUGCUUUGAGUUUAAAGGCAGCGUGGACACAACCUCUUAUUGUUUUAAAGACAUUUUUUCUCCCGCUAAAGAUCUUCAGUGCCACCAUAAAAUCGAACUUUUUGUAGCUGCUUGCUUUGCCCCACUUGACAGUACACACAUCUGAAACAUUAUUUUGCCUUUGCUUGUCACUUUAUGUUGUGCAUAACUUAUCACCUGAUCUAUGCUCAGUUUAUGUUUUCCCAAUACAUGUGAUCAUCACGUUAUAUCUCAGGUUCCUCUAGGUUUGAUAUUUCAGUAUAGUGUAUUUAUGUGUGAUAAUAUAAUUUGGCUUUUUUUUUUUUUUUUUUUGGUGGGGGGCAUUUAAGGACAAGUCAGAAGAAAACCUGUGAGGACUUCAAAGUGGAAUAGCCUACAUUUGAUAUUUAUUUUUGUAAAUGAUGGCGGAAUUAUGCCUUUAAUUUAUGCAAGUUGUAUUGCAAAAAAACAAAAACAGAACAACAACUGACAUCUGUUUAUUCUGUAAAUAUAUAUAUUAACAGUUUUUAUUUGAAUUUGUGAAGGGCAACACAAUCUUGUUGAGGAUUAGGCCUACUCAUGAUAAUUUAUAUAUUUGAAUGUAAAUAGAAAUGAAAAACGAGCACUGGUGGAAUAUUGUACUGGUGGUAUCAGCUAUUCAAAGAAAAAAAUAUUAAACUGUUUUCCCAACUAUUAUA
This is a messenger RNA of Hippocampus comes (tiger tail seahorse), 3159 nucleotides long. It is a transcript of the gene irx2a, whose product is annotated as iroquois homeobox 2a. Gene Ontology annotation, biological process: neuron differentiation; regulation of transcription by RNA polymerase II; cell development. Gene Ontology annotation, molecular function: DNA-binding transcription factor activity, RNA polymerase II-specific; RNA polymerase II cis-regulatory region sequence-specific DNA binding. Bases 329 to 1831 code for a protein of 500 amino acids. Gene Ontology annotation, cellular component: nucleus. The record is from RefSeq and is a predicted model, not a curated record. The transcript is spliced from 3 exons. Lineage: Eukaryota; Metazoa; Chordata; Actinopteri; Syngnathiformes; Syngnathidae.